This is a messenger RNA of Onychomys torridus (southern grasshopper mouse), 2142 nucleotides long. RefSeq names its product follistatin like 3 (gene Fstl3). NCBI's taxonomy places the organism in Eukaryota, Metazoa, Chordata, Mammalia, Rodentia, Cricetidae. The coding region runs from base 665 to 1435 and encodes 256 amino acids. The transcript has 5 exons. Gene Ontology annotation, biological process: cell differentiation; negative regulation of activin receptor signaling pathway; multicellular organism development. The record is from RefSeq and is a predicted model, not a curated record. Gene Ontology annotation, molecular function: protein binding; activin binding.
CUCAGGUUGCCCAGGCUAGCCUGAAGUUCCCUCUGUCGCUGAGAAUAACCUCGACCUCCUUGACCGGCUGCAAGGUGGAGUGGCAGGUGUGCACCAACAACAUGCCUUCUGCAUACUGGCGGAGCCCUCUACCCCACCGAGCUACUGAUGACUCUAGUCUGAAUCACUCUGAACUCACAGCAAUCCUCCUGCCUCAGCUUCCCAGCCGCUAGAGUGAGAGGUGUGAGCCUUUAAAGGGCUUGGAGCAGCUCUGGGACACCCUUUGCCUCCGUGGUCAGUGUGAAGGCCAAGGCAAGGCUGAAGAGACCAGAUGGCAACCUCAUUGUCAGGCCCAGCCUAGACUUCCAGACACUCCAGGUGGAGACCCCAGAGGAACACGGACACCUGGAGGUGUCCACCUUAGUCACCUCCAGAACAUGCCCCUGGGCCACAGUCUGUGACCCGACCCCACUGUGGGCUGCUCUUCCUAGACAGCUGUCUGGUUCCCAGAUGGGAUAGGGCCUGCCCCCGGCGGCCACCCCCGCGCAGGCCCGGGCCCUGCGCCUAGGGGACACGUCCGUCCCGCCGCGCCCCGCCCCGCCCGCCGCCGGCCCCGCCCGCCUUGGGCUUUUAUAGGCCGAGGCGCCCGCACUCCCUGAGUCCCCGCUGCUGCCCCACACUCGCCAUGCGUCCUGGGGCACUGUGGCCGCUGCUUUGGGGAGCCCUGGUCUGGGCGGUGGGAUCCGUGGGCGCCGUGAUGGGCUCGGGGGAUUCCGCGCCCGGCGGUGUGUGCUGGCUCCAGCAGGACAGAGAGGCCACCUGCAGCCUGGUGUUGAAGACGGGCGUCAGCCGAGAGGAGUGCUGCGCUUCCAGCAACAUCCACACGGCCUGGUCCAACUCCACUCACCCAGGCAAUAAAAUCAGCCUGCUGGGCUUCCUGGGCCUCGUCCACUGCCUCCCGUGCAAAGAUUCCUGCGACGGAGUGGAGUGCGGCCCCGGCAAGGCGUGCCGCAUGGUGGGGGGCCGUCCACACUGCGAGUGCGCACCCGACUGCGCGGGGCUUCCCGCGGGCUUGCAGGUCUGCGGCUCUGAUGGCGCCACCUACCGGGACGAGUGCGAGCUGCGCGCCGCGCGCUGCCGCGGACACCCUGACCUGCGCGUCAUGUACCCGGGCCGCUGCCAAAAGUCCUGCUCUCACGUAGUGUGCCCGCGCCCCCAGUCGUGCCUUGUGGACCAGACUGGCAGCGCGCACUGCGUGGUGUGUCGCGCUGCGCCCUGCCCGGUGCCUUCCAGCCCCGGCCAGGAGCUCUGUGGCAACAACAACGUUACCUAUAUCUCCUCCUGUCACCUGCGCCAGGCCACCUGCUUCCUGGGCCGCUCCAUUGGGGUUCGACACCCGGGCAUCUGCACAGGUGCCCCCAAAGUACCGCCAGAGGAGGAAGAGAACUUCCUGUGAGCUGCAGCAGCUGGUGUUUGAGGCCGUCCCAAUUUUAUUUAUUGUCACAGAAAAGAUUCUAAUUUAUGUCAUGUGGACGUUCCCCAAACCUGGCCUGGAACCACUUGUGGAUCCCCUAGGAUCCUGAGCACGUAUCACAAAGGACUGAAGGGAGAUUUUUAUCAGAGUUGGUAUGUGCCAUCACCAGGUACUGGGAUCAAGUGAGGACCCCAGACACCUGCUGCCCAGGGAGGGCGGCUUCAUGGAGACCCCUGCCUUGAUCUCUCCGCCUGCUUUCUAGGCUGGAGCUGAGUCUCAGGGCACAGUCGAUGGUAGCUGUGUCCUCCUCAACUGCUGUUCCCACGGGGCCUCCGGGCCUCAGAUGGGGGGGAGGCAGGCAGCGUCAUCCCGAAACACUGGGUUCCUCCCUGUUGACUCCACUUAGAGUGGGACCCGGUGGGAACCUGGCUGACUGGGGAGUCUGUGGACACCAGAAUCAGCUCUUACCCAGGGCCCAGCCAGCGCCAUUCAUCACCGAGCCCGGUAGCAGGUGGUGACAUCAGCCAGGUACUGUUUGGGGUGGUACCCUUCACUCUGACAGCUGCCACUCAAAAUUACCCACGUGUGCCUUGAAGGAGACCAAGAAGAAGGGGGAGCUGUGGCGCAGCGGUUAGAGUGCUUUCCCAGCAUGCACAAAGCCCUGAGCUCCGUCUCCAGCGCCACAUAAA